This is a messenger RNA of Pygocentrus nattereri (red-bellied piranha), 2262 nucleotides long. RefSeq lists its product as uncharacterized. Gene Ontology annotation, cellular component: nucleus. Gene Ontology annotation, biological process: regulation of double-strand break repair; protein polyubiquitination. NCBI's taxonomy places the organism in Eukaryota, Metazoa, Chordata, Actinopteri, Characiformes, Serrasalmidae. The record is from RefSeq and is a predicted model, not a curated record. Gene Ontology annotation, molecular function: RNA binding. The coding region runs from base 635 to 1288 and encodes 217 amino acids. The transcript is spliced from 7 exons.
AAAUAUAUAUAUACAUUUAAAUAAUAUAAAAAUAUAAAAAAAACUAUGCUAUAUGGCUCUUCCACAAACUACUAAAAACUACAAAACACGUUAAAAUAAAAGCUAAAGAUAAAACAGCUCAAUAAAUUAGAUGAAAUUUGUGAGGGGUGAAAGCGCGCCGCUGUAAAGGAAAGGGGCUGGAUUUCUGAGACAAAACGAGGCGAAACGGCACAAUCAUCUCCACUAUGGUUUUAUAUCUAAAAGUUGUAAUUGAAAAUAUAAUUCAGUUAAUCACCCAGCCCUCCCUCCAAGUUCAGCGAUUUAAACAGGACUGAAGAAAACCGAAUACCUGUAGCGUUGUUUUUAAACUGAUUUUGAAAUUCCUGAAAGUGCACCUGUUUUCUUGCUGCUGCUAGAAGCAACAUGUUUGCAGAAGUGGAGCUGAAAGUUAUACGAGGACCGAGGGUAGCUACUAUAUUUUAACGUGAAAACAGAUGGUGCACUCGUUUGUAUUAGUAGUGUGUAAAAUGUAGCGUGAUUUAGCAGUAAAACUAGAGUGUUGUUGACCUAAAGUGUGGCUGGUGACGUGGCAUGAGGCUGCUUGAUUUCCGGUGAGCUCAGAGUGACGGAGCAGCCACGUCUUAACGUCUUAGUGAUGGACGAUGAGGAUCUGGAGUCACUUGGGGAGAAGCUGUAUGAUCUGAUCUAUCCUAAACAUGCAGAUAUGGCUCCAAAACUAACAGGAAUGCUGCUCGAGUUGCCCGGAGCUGUGAUUGGUCAGAUGCUGCAGGAUGAAGCGCUUCUUACCAAAGCACUGGACAGAGCGCUUGCAGCCUUGCAACCUGACAGCAGCAAACCACCGGCAUCAAAGGCUGACGAUGGCAACUCGGUGUCCUCCGACUCUCUGGGCGAACAGCUGUACGAUCUCAUCGACCUCUUCAACACUGGACACACUCAGAAAAUAACAGGCAUGCUAUUGGAGCAGAAAAAGGAGGCGGUGCUCCAGCUGCUGUCAGACCCCACCCUGCUGGAGGAGAAGGUCAAAACGGCCCUGAAAAUUUUAGAAGAUUGUGGGCGGAGCCAGGAGGAGACUGGUGUGAGCGACAGCUUGGAGAAAGAUGAAGCAGAAGCGGUCGGAGAGACUCUUUUUGGACUCGUGCAGGACAUAGAGCCCGUCCGCUGUGCUGACAUCACAGGGAUGCUGUUAGAAAUGGACUCUUCCACACUGCAAAAGAUUCUGUGUGAUCGGGCCAUGCUGGAGCUCGCAGUGCAGCGGGCGAAGAAUGCUCUGGAGGGCACCUUGAGUUGAACAUGGCUGAAGAGCAGGUGAAGAGCAGGUGGAACAUGAAAAGGCAGAACUGCCACGGACAGUUGGUUGUGUUUAUAUGCAGUCAGUAAUCUGAUCGUAAUCAGAUUUCUGCAGUUAUCUGAUUAUUCAAAUGAUACUCCGAUCUAGAAAUCUGAUAGAGGCCACAAAUAAAUAGGCAGUGUUGCCACGAGACGAAGCAAAACACUUUCUGGAGCGGCGCUGAAACCAAGUACAUGCUUGUCGCCAUGAAGCAUUCAAAUGUUCAUCUCGCAGAUGAUGCGCGUUUCUAUGUUCAGGUGAAGUGGUUCAGUGGAAGGUUGCGGCGUGAAGUUUGAGGCUUACGUCGCGGCUUCUUCUGCCAGUCUAUUGGCUGGUUGUGGAGCAGAAAUCUGAUUACUGUCUGACUCCUGUCGACCUGGAGGUUCCCCAUGAUCUGAUUACUCAAGUGCAUGUAGUCGUGUUGGUCGGAUUACUGACACAAUCUGAUUAUCGCCGUUAACGGAUUAUUACGUGCAUGUAAACUCAGUUUCCCAGUCCUGCUCCCUUAGUCGUCUGAACUUUGUGUUUUUCCUGCUCUAAUCAGCACACCAGCGUAUUCCUGAAAACCUUCAUAUGCUUCAAACAGGCAUGUUCGAGUUCCUUUGUCUUAACGCGUGGGGACGGAUACAAAUGCAUCCCCAUGUUUAAACCAUGUGUAGUGGACGAUGAUUAGAUCACAGUGUCCUCGUUUUUCUUCCAGAAUGAUAUUGUAAACACGUUUGGAAGAGUUUAGCACAGAAAGCUACAUUCCUUUUAGUAAACAGACUCGACUUUGCAUGGUUUAAAACUAUUUAGUGUUAUAAACCAUUUUAUUCUGUGGAAUAAUGUUCACUGUUUUAACACUCAAAUAAACAAAGCCCUUCAGCCCUUCAGCUUCCGAAUGGGAGAGAAUCAACAGGCCUGCGUCCUGCGAAGUGCUAAAGAGCUCAAAAAUA